Molecule: messenger RNA, 4491 nt
Organism: Haliotis rufescens (red abalone)
Lineage: Eukaryota; Metazoa; Mollusca; Gastropoda; Lepetellida; Haliotidae
Product: toll-like receptor 4
Exons: 2
Coding region: 7-2700 (897 amino acids)
Biological process (GO): inflammatory response; toll-like receptor signaling pathway; immune response
Cellular component (GO): membrane
Molecular function (GO): transmembrane signaling receptor activity; protein binding
Source: RefSeq, a predicted model, not a curated record
CAGUAGAUGACAAGCAACCAGUGUGUUUCUUCCCUGUCGAGAGACAUGGCUCUUAUCCUGAGGAUGACCCUGCUGCUGGGUAGUGUUAACUUUAUUCAUUGUUUGCCAUCCAAUGUUACCUGCAUGCCAUGUGUAUGCACCGUAAUUGCAAAGGAUUGGAUCAUCGCCAACUGUUCGAACAAAAUGUUGAACAGGGUUCCCCAAACCAUCCCAUCCACUGUUUCAACUCUCCUUAUGUCUAACAACAGCAUCAACCUGGCAGCACGAUCUUUUGGCAGGUUCUCUUUCAUGGAAUACCUGGAUCUGUCUGACAACGCCCUGACUUCUCUGAAUGUUGAUGGUUUUGUAGGAGCUGCAAAUCUGAAACGCUUGAACCUUCAUGGGAACAGGAUUCUUCUGAACAGCACAAGUUACCCAAAGGGAGCUUUUCGACAACAGAAAAAGCUGCAUACUUUGGAUAUUGCUGGAAAUACCAAGGACUUAGAUGCAAAGUACCCUGAUGAAUGUCUGGGCGAUUUGGUGGCUCUUCAGACACUGAUCAUUGAUGGUGUAAAGAACGCCAUAUUUGGUGAAGGAUUUGCGAAACUAAAGAAUCUCACAACUCUUAUUUUGUCAGGAAAACGGGGACAUUGUUCGAUUUAUACACUUUAUAAUGAAUCGUUCCUGAAUACUCCCAAUGUAAGGCACCUGGAUAUCAGCCACUGUGAUGUUUCAUUUAUUGAAACCAACGCAUUUUGGCCAAUGAGGAACAUAAAUAUGCUUGACCUUUCUCACAAUCAUGGUCUUGGCUUGGAAACACUUGGUAACUCUCUGUUCGGGCUGCAGUUUUCACCUCUGAGGGUUUUGAAGUUUAACAGCAUCGUGAAACCAUUUGCUAUCGGUGUUGAAUUGAAAGGAGAUCAUUUACGAUAUAUGGACAAUUUGAAUCUUACAGAAUUACACUGUGACGCAAACAGAAUUGAGCUUUUGGACACACAUUGUGCCGAAAAACUACGCAAAGUUCAAAUCGUAUCAGCAAAGAGUAAUAGGUUCACAUAUGGACCUUAUUUAAUACACCUUUGGGCAAUGACAAAUCUUCGUAAAAUAUAUCUGAUGAACCAGUAUCCAUCAGACCCAUUACCACGUUACAAGUCAGUCCAUGGUGAAAGAACUCAUUUGAUGCCUAUGAAUAGUGUGAAGAUUGAAUUGACACAACAGCCAGCAACUUCCCAACGUCCUCCGCAGCAAAGACCUGUUCCUCAUGACGACAUUAACAUUGUCAGCUUUCAAACCGAGAACAAUUCUAGGGUAGAUGAACAGUUACAAAAGAAUAUGAUGUCAGUUGAAGUCACUGAAACAGAGACACUUCACAAGUUCCUUGUAAUCAUACCUCCCAAUGUCACAUUUGUAAAUUUAAGCUAUAGUAGGUUGGAUUAUUCCAUUAAUGAAAUAAGAUUCCAACCCAAUCAAGUAAAGGUACUGGAUUUGUCACGGAACAGCUUUACAGGAUUGGUAGGUCCUAUUCAUGGCGUCGAUUCUCUUGAAUUCCUUGAUCUCACUGAUAAUAACUGUAAGUUACUUUCCCCUACGCUCUUGAUGUACGCAUCUUCCCUAAAAGUCCUUAACAUAAGUAAAAAUUACCUAUAUCAAUCACUUAAGUCGGAUAUGAAUGGUCACAUAUUUUUCAACCUAACAAAUUUAGAAAUACUGAGCAUUUCCAAUAAUCUCAUUCUUGAUUUACCAUUACCUAUAUUCCAAAGACUUAACAAUCUACAGAUUCUUGAUUUGAGCUGGAACAUGAUGGAGGCAUGGACUGUUAUGAUCAGCCACAUGUCGUUUCUCACCUCUUUGGAUUUGUCAAACAAUAGAUUUGAGUAUGUCCCAAAAUAUCUUACAGAUCAAAUUAGUCAUAUAAUGAACUUGAGAAAUGACACAUUUCACUUGAACAUCCAGGGCAACAAUCUAGUAUGUGAUUGCAGUACACUUGAGUACUUAGAAGCACUAUCGGAGUCCCGCAUUUCCAUCGACAGACCUGAUGAUACGAGGUGUCGGUUAAACAAUGGAGAAAGAAUGAAAUUUAACAACAUUGAAAACAUUGUAUGGAGGCUGCAGAAACAGUGUAAAACAGUUGUUCCAUUGUUAGCCGCAACACUGUCUGGAGUUGUAGCCUUCAUGCUGAUAGUUGCAGCUGGUAUAGUUUACCGUUAUCGGUGGAAGCUACGUUACCUGUACUACACUACAAGACGCAAAUACAGGGGAUACCAGAGACUAGGGGAAGGGGAGGACAAUUUCACCUACGAUGCUUUUGUUUCAUAUGCUGAUGAAGACAGAGGGUUUGUUGUAGAGGACAUGCGUAACAUGCUUGAGCGACACCAUGGCUUGAGACUCUGCAUACACCAUCGGGACUUCAUGGUUGGGGAAGCCAUAACUGCCAACAUCAUGAACGCGGUUCAGUCGAGCAGGAAAACCAUCGUUGUCCUGUCUUCUAACUUCCUGAAAAGUAAAUGGUGCGACUAUGAGGUCCACAUGGCCAAGCUGGAGAGCAUACACACCGGAAGGGACGUCCUGUGUGUCGUGUGGUAUGCUGAACUGCCUGACAACAGUAGUCUGAGUCAAGACUUGCAGGAUGAGAUUCAGUAUGGUACCUAUAUCAAGUAUCCAACAGCUGAGGAUGAGAAAUUAGAGUUCUGGGAGAACCUCAAGGCAGCAAUAAGUUAUUAAACAUUCCUAACUCAAAGCUGUCAACUGUCAACAGUGUGAGAAAACAUACUUUUGAAUUUAUGCACCGUCUUAGUUCCAAGGUAUCACGAGACACACAAAUGACACAUCUUGAAUGUGUUGAUGUACCAUGGUGUGCACACAAUCACAAAGCUUAACAUGUUUAUAACAUGUAUGUAAAUAACAUAAACUGAUAUAAUCUAUAUAUUUUUAUUCAAUGUAUAUUUUUAACAUUUGGUUGCAAUCAGUUCAUCUUUAUAACACUAGAGCUAUAUUGAUGUACGCUGGUAUCAUAUUUACAUAUAUUCAUAUUACAUUAACGUGGUGGCACGUGGUCACAAAUCGGGUGAAGUUAACAAACGUCGGUCACGGAGAGUCCUUGGAUGGGUGACCGCCUUCGGCAGGCUUCGGUUCUGAAGCACAUGUAGCAUAUGUGGUGUCGCCUUGCGCGAGUGAUUUUGUUCGAAUUGUGCCUCUAUCAACCCAGCAGUGAAUGAGUACCCGGUAGGAUGAUAUGGUAAAUAUGGCAUAUAUGGUAAUGUGGUUGUUAAUCUUCUAGCGCCCAACAGGUAGCUUUGGUUGUAUACUCCACAGGGAGCUGAACAUGAUUGUUCAAUGCACACUGAUCCAUUGACCGGGGUAAUAAAUGUCUGUUCGCUUAGAGUAUGCUUAUGCAUGGAGUACAGCGGCAUAUAAAAUGGACUACUACUACUACUACUACUAUUAUGAUGAUGGUGAUGAUGAUGAUGAUGAUGAUGAUGACUUGUUAUAGUGUGUGAGAAUAUGUGGAGACCAUUUCUGGUGUCCCCCCGCCUUGAUAUUGCUGGAGUGUUGCUAAAAGCUGGCAUCAGAUCACUCACUCAGUCACGAAUAAAGUGAGUUAGUGAGUCAUGGUACGUCGUAUCAGCUUGAUGUGAGGAAAAAGCCCGAAAGGGCAGGUCGUUUAGUUGAAACCCACAAGCGGGGUGCUAACAACGAGAAACACAAUCAGAGCGAACCCGGGUUACGAACCACUCUUUCUUGUUCGCCUAAGGGACGCAACUCUGCAUGGCCCGUGUCUUACAUGUAAAGAGGUAAUGGGACGUGUGAGUUACUACAAAGCCUUUUGUUAGUAUCAGGGGCUUGUGUUUUGUAAUUGUAACUGCAGCCAGACAUAAUAUUACUAAUCACGAUGUAUUCAUACGUAUGCAAUUAUUAUUUUCGAGUUGACUGACUUUUUCAUGGUCGUAUAUUUGUGUUUCACGCAUUUGCUUUAUGAUUCUGAAAAACGUAUUCAUGAUGGGUCGGAAUCGUACACUGCUUUUGGGACAGAUUUCUUAUAAUUAGGGAAAUAUUUUUGUCGCUUUUAAUGUAUAAAAAUUAUUUGCUUUUUUCGUUAAUAUUUAAAAUACGUUUACCCUUAAUGGUAGAAGUUUGGUCACGGAAACCAUUAGUAUUGUGAAGUAAAUAUAUUGAGGCUUUCAGGUACGUUGAGUAAGUUUUUAAAUCAGAAGAAAGAAUUUAUUCAGCACAACCAGACCGCCUGCGUGUGUCAUGUUUAGCCACAACUUAUAAGUGUUUCAAAAUUUAGGUCAACAUUUUAUUUUUACCCAUCUCGAUGUAUCAUUAAUCAGUCUCCCUCUGAUGCAUGUACAUGUAGAAAUCUUGGAAUUUAGGUGCUUCAUGCAAUGAUUUUGAGAAAAUGUAAAUUGCAUGAACAUAACAUGUAUUACUCUCUCCAUCUCUCAAAUGUGACAUUUUUCAGCACAUGCGAUGGCCUCCUCGCAUUUCUUGAAUAAACCACUUCUUCUACAA